Molecule: messenger RNA, 1682 nt
Organism: Spodoptera litura
Lineage: Eukaryota; Metazoa; Arthropoda; Insecta; Lepidoptera; Noctuidae
Biological process (GO): SCF-dependent proteasomal ubiquitin-dependent protein catabolic process
Cellular component (GO): SCF ubiquitin ligase complex
Source: RefSeq, a predicted model, not a curated record
ACUACUGUCAAACAAUUGUCACAAAUUAAAGAAAUCAAUAGAAGGCAAAAUAAUAGCGAGUCGCGAGUUCAAUAACAAAGUAAAAUAACGAACUAGCUUUAUUAUAAAACGUGUUAAAUAUUUUUAUCAUUUAGUUACAAAUAAACGCGUUUAUUGUACUCAAAUAAAACAAGUUUUUGCGAUUCGCGUUUACUUUAAGGCGUCGGAAUGGCGCCUCAUAGGCAACCUAGUAGUCUUUUUCAGAUGUGUAUUGAAAGUUCUAUUAGUCUUAUAAAUGUAGCUUGUCAGUCUAUUGAAAAACAAUAUCCUGAACCUAAAUUUCGCCAUUGCGAACAAGAGGUGUAUGAGUUAAAAUGCCAAUUAAUGACGCUGCUUCCAGCCAGGUUAUUUGAUGUCCUCUGUUCAAAAAGAACAUGCCGCCUGUAUCGCGGUGAUCCUCGCAUUCAGCUACAUGCACUGACGCACCCCAACCUGACAUACUUCCGCAAAUGCGAAACAGAUAACGCUAUAUCUCAGUCUUUCUGGAUCUCUACACUCUCCACCUUCAAGCGCUUAGUCGUUCUCGAUCUCAGAUUUAUUUGCACUGACGAAAUUCUCGAAGUCAUUAGCCAGAAUUGCCCCUUACUCGAAGAUAUUAACAUUGUCUCUAAAGUCGACGUUUGCAAGUCCCUCUUCAAUGCCUCUGUACUAAUUAGGAAUGUCUCCGAUGCUGGUCUUUGUUUUGUCACUAAUUUGAAACAUUUAAGGAUACUCUCAAUGGACCCUCCGAGGAAUGAACGAGCGAAUCGUAUAGGCCGGUGUGUGUCUCAAGCUGGUAUCAUCAUGUGUAUCAGCAAACUGCCGUACUUGGAGGAGCUACGGAUUGAGUCCUGCGAUAUUGGGUCUACUUUAAUUAGUAGUACUAUAGACAUAGGGCCGUUGAGUCUUCGCAAAAUAAACUGCCACUUUGCUUCAGCUGACGGUAUUAGGAAAUUACUGAAAAUAUGUCCGUUUCUCAGAGAAUUGUCAAUAACGCAUUUAUCGGAAUUUAGCAAAGAUCUAAUUUUAGAACAGAUCUGUAUGAGUGAAGCAAGGUUGUAUAGGCUAGAUCUUUCUUUCUUUUCCUACACGGAAUCGAUGCAGCAGCUUUUUUCGGUCAAAGGAAGCUACCUCACACACUUCUCCCUGUGGGAAAUUGACCAUUCUAUGACUUUAGAUGCAAUCAUAUGUCUAGGAAGGUGUUGUCCUAACUUGAACACGCUCUGUUUGAUGACUCAGUCAAAUAGUUUGGUCAUACCUAAAUAUUUUCAGCGGCCAGGAAAAAUAUUCUCAGAACUCAGGAAUCUAACAAUAGGUAAUGACCAUUUUUGUAUGCAUGACAUUUUGACAUUUUUCUUAGAGUGUACAUAUAACAUGCAAAAGUUAGUUUUGAAGUAUCAAAGACAGACUAGGAUAGAUGAAACAUUAUUGCAUUUAUUAGAGAAAGGACAUUUGAGAAACUUAAAUUCUUUGUGGUUGGAUUGCACAUUCGUGGUAUCGAAGAAUGUGGUAAAAAAGAUAAUCCAAAUGUGUGAUAAGCUUCAAGUGUUCACAGUUGACAUUGUAGUGGAAAUGAUGGAAAUAAUUCAAUAUAUUAAAGACAACAAUUUGGAUUUGAGAUUUGGUACAUAUUAGCAAUGUAUUUAUUGUAAUUUAUUUAAAUU